Umbelopsis ramanniana AG is the source of this 595-nucleotide messenger RNA. RefSeq lists its product as uncharacterized. The record is from RefSeq and is a predicted model, not a curated record. The coding region runs from base 78 to 260 and encodes 60 amino acids. The transcript has a single exon. Lineage: Eukaryota; Fungi; Mucoromycota; Umbelopsidomycetes; Umbelopsidales; Umbelopsidaceae.
GUUGUGUGCACUGAAGCUAAGAAUUAUAUUACAUGCUUCAAAAGGACCACUGAACGACAGGCUGUAAGGCGACAGCCAUGACAGACGAAACGGCGGAUGUGAACAAUGUGCGGAGCUUAUGCACACUUCAGCACAAGUGGGGUCCACGAACAAUACUCUACACCAUACAAAUGACCAAGCACAAUGCUUCUCGAGGCACUAUGUUAUGCCGAAUCGCCAUAGGGUUUGCCGCAGUAACGUAUCUGGUGUCUUCCCCAUAAACGGACAACAUGGUGCAUAACGCCUGAGUUUCAAAGUAUUCACCAUGGCCCUCCUCAUUAUCCAUUUCACACCAUCAACCUAAUGAACGAGCACACUAUACCUCCAGAAAUCCUUUCUCUUAUACUUGAAAAUCUGUCACAAUCUGAUCUCUUUACAUGCACGAUAGUCAAUCGUACCUUUAAUGCCGCAUCUACUAGCAUAUUAUGGAAAGCCCCUGAAUUCCGCAACUCGUCUAGUUUACAACGAUUUGCAGCAUGUCUCACGCGCGCAAAAGAAGGGAAAGGAAAGCUAGUACGUACGCUCACUCUAAAGCAACCAGUCAGUUCAUUUGUGA